Physcomitrium patens is the source of this 885-nucleotide messenger RNA. RefSeq lists its product as uncharacterized. The record is from RefSeq and is a predicted model, not a curated record. NCBI's taxonomy places the organism in Eukaryota, Viridiplantae, Streptophyta, Bryopsida, Funariales, Funariaceae.
AUGCACCCACAGAAGCUUACUGUCUCCAACGUGCCCAUGCACCGUAAUACUCGAGAUUGCAGACGAGUGCCGCCACGAGCCACGAGAAGAAUGUGUGCAUAGGACCUAGUUCUUGUAAACCCUUCCACUCGUCCAUCAGUUCCUAUAUUGCACAACCCAAGGUUUCUUUUUGUAUCAGCACGGUUUCAUUCCUCUACUCUUGAGGCCGAAACUUAUUCAGAAGCCUGUGAACGAUAGUAGCUGAGAGUUUAGUUAGUAUUUUGUAGGAAUCGGAUCUUGCAUCAUGACGGGGAUCGUGUAUGAGCAGGUGAUGCCUCACCUUGUGGUGAAGCCACACCAAGUGAACGACGCCAUUGCAUUCUACCAGAAAGCAUUCGGCGCGGAGGAGGUGAAGAGGCAGACCGUGAAGAAGCAGCAUCCCACUGGGGCGGACAAGUCUGUGCAGCAUGCGCAUCUCCGUUUCGGACACGCCGAAGUCCUUCUCGUGGAAGAGACGGAAGAGCUUGGAUCCAGUGUGCACAACGCGUCAUCCCUGCACGGAACGCCCGUCAUCCUUCAUAUCAACACCAGCGACGUGGAUGCGGCCUUCAAGCAAGCUGUGGAGGCUGGAGCCAAGGUGUCAGAGAAAGUCGCAGACCAGUCAUGGGGCCAGCGAUACGGCAAGGUCAUCGACCCCUACGGCUUCGUAUGGAGCCUUGCGACUCCCAUUCACGGCCAUAGCCACACUGCUUGAUUCUCCUCGGCAUUGUAACAUGUGUGAUUCAAGUGACGGAGUGAAGGAGGAUAAUCUCUAGGCGGCUCCUCACGUAAAAAUGCUCAGGAUCUGUACCCACUCUGUGUAUUCCAAAUUUCGUUAUAAAGUUGAGGCUUCAAUUCUCUGUAAAA